CAUGCACCAUCCUUCAGCUCAUUGAUAGUCUGGUCAUUCCCCUCACUUUUGACAACGAGAGUCCGCUUCGAUCCUUCUCGUUGCCCAUCAUGUCCCUCGCCCCAUCCUGAAUUUCUUGUUCCAAUCUCUUGUUUGUCGCUUGACCUGUAACAGCUCUCUCCAUUUAUAUACCCCAGUGCCCUUCAUAUCCUCACUUGCACGCUCUACAUCAACAAACGUGACAAGGCUGUGGCGGCCAGCCAUCACUUUUUGACUUGCAAUGUCGGCUUCACCUUCUAGCUCGCACGCCACCCAGACCGGGCGCCCGUCGCUAUGGAACGAGUCUUCUGAGCGAAGAUUGGCCAGGCUUUAUGUCUACACAACAUUGCCUCUCGAGAAAAUCGUUAAGGUCGUCCACAGGUCGACUCCCGGCAACAAGGACUGCCCAGGAAAGGAUUCUGCCAACAAGAAGCUCAACUCAAUCCUAGACAAAGAGCCGCGAUGGCUUCAUCCGCGAACCCGAACCGACAUGGACCGCCGUAUAAGCGCCCUCGACAGCUCUCCCACGCGCCAGACGACACCUGAGAACGCCUAUUCGCCGGGCUACCCCAGGUCCAUCUCGUCCGACUCCCGAUCGCAUUUGAGCGUAAACCCGGACUUCAAGCACGAGAGCGGGAACAGCCCUACUGUCAAUGACUUCCAACCUUUUGAACACUCUCGAUCAUCGUCCGCCGGCUGGGGUCCACCGACCGCCGGCCCGCUUCCGACCUUGUUGACGACCGACUUCGCGACUGUGCCGCCGCCCGAGAUGGGAAUCCGUCGUCAGACCACUACACUGACCCUGCAGGAGGUGCUGUCGCAGUACUCGACCGGGUUCAUCCGUCAAGUCGACAAGUUGCUGAAGCGGUACACGAUGCCGAGCAACACCAUGAAAAACCAGUCCCCCAUGGACGAGGACCGCCCCGGCACCGCCGACUCUAACCCGGCGUCGUGGAUUUUCGAGUACAACGCGCCGCAGGGGAACUCGGAGAUGGGAGCCAGACCGCUUCCCGGUGACUUUUUGAACCUGCAUCACCAUGUGACCAGGCAGGGUUUCUGCAUCGAGGGGUUCCCCGAACACGACUCGCGAUCCUGCUUCUGUCACCUGAAGAACGAGCUCACCCCCGAGUCGUGGGUGACCGACACGGGCCCGUCGCCGUAUGCCCAGCACAUCCUCCUCCACGGCGUGCCCCCCGACGGAAGACUGAACCAGCGCGAUGCUUUCGGCAACACGAUUCUCCACCUUCUCGCCGCCGGUGACGCCCGUCACGAACUCCUCUUCAGAGCCAUCGAGUCCUCGCCUAACCCGUCGGCGACCAACAGCGCCGGCCAGACUUUUCUGCACGUCCUCAACGAUACCUGGUUCGCGCACAAGGCUGUCUCUCUCUUCCAGCUCAUCAAAUACCUGCAGCGCUCCGAGUUCCUGUACGCUUGCGAUGUCUACGGCCGCAACUUCUGCCACGUCCUGCACUCCAAGGAGCACAGCAUCCUGGACCGAGACACGAAGAACGCCCUUCUUAAGCAGUUCGACGCCAUGGAGUACUGCCGUCGCGACGCCUUUGGCAACAUCCCCGAGUCCGCCCCGAUCGGACUGCCUGUUCGCCGGGCGUACACUGCUGCUGUCGGCCAGGAGAUGUCGCCAGCGCGGGGCUCUCGUACCUUGCGGCAGGUCUCGUCGCCGAUCGAAGAACAGGCCGAGCUGCUGAAGCUUGUCAACGAUGCGCACACACACGUGAGGAUCCAAGAUAAGCAGGGUCGGAACGGCCUCCACUGCCUGGCCGACGCCAUCCUCAGCCAGGACUCCCUCUUCACCAGAUUCCCACAGCACCUCCCCAACGCCAGCGGCAAGGAACAGCAACAACCGACUACGGCUGCGGCGACGGCGGCGGCUCCUGGUCGAAAGCGCAAGCACAACAAGCCCGCCCUUGGAGGAUCGCUGUUCGACUCGUCCAAGGACCGGCUCACGAUCCGCGAACGGAUCGUCAGGGACCUCAUCGAGCUCGGCGUGGACCCGAACCACUACGACAAGUACGGCAACACGGUGCUCAUGGCCUUUGUCGCGCAGCUGCCCGAGGACGACGACUACAAGAAGCCCGUCCAGAUCCUCGAAUUCCUCAUCGAGGCCGGCGCCGACGUCAACGCCCGCAACAGGAACGGCGAGACGGCGCUGCACAUCGCCGUCCGGAGGGGCAAGAAGCUAGCCAUGCGCACGCUGACCCAGCACGGGGCCAACGCGCACGCGCGCGACGUGGAGGGGCGGAGCGUGCUCCAGGUCGCUGACCGGAUGGUCGUGUCGUCCAAGCAGAACAUUCAGUACUCCCACUACGAAGCUUGUCAUGCCUGGCUAUCGGGACAGGUCAAGGCCGUGCAGUCUCCAACGGUACAUCAAGAAUGGGAACUGAGGUAGUUGUGAGGCAUUGGGUGCAGGGGUCCCUGUAUGUGCUUGUUGCUGGGGAAGUUGGGAGUUGGGAGUUGGGUUGGUUGGUACACACAAAAGUUGAUUCUGCUCUUCUUUCAGCUAUUUUGAUGUCAACGGACAGUGGCCUGUGGCGUUGGGCACCUUGACUACAAGAGGGAUUGUGAUACGAUAUACGGAUAUGAGCGAAGGAUAUACGAUGAUUACUUAUGGACGGAAGGGAACUUUGCGGAUACCCGAGCCGAGUGAGGACUGUACAGGCUGCGCAGGCUCAUUUGAAUUUAAUCAUCAAGCACA
Molecule: messenger RNA, 2731 nt
Organism: Colletotrichum destructivum
Lineage: Eukaryota; Fungi; Ascomycota; Sordariomycetes; Glomerellales; Glomerellaceae
Product: Putative ankyrin repeat-containing domain superfamily
Exons: 2
Coding region: 260-2425 (721 amino acids)
Molecular function (GO): protein binding
Source: RefSeq, a predicted model, not a curated record